This is a messenger RNA of Podarcis muralis (Common wall lizard), 9634 nucleotides long. It is a transcript of the gene USP49, whose product is annotated as ubiquitin specific peptidase 49. The record is from RefSeq and is a predicted model, not a curated record. NCBI's taxonomy places the organism in Eukaryota, Metazoa, Chordata, Lepidosauria, Squamata, Lacertidae. Gene Ontology annotation, molecular function: zinc ion binding; cysteine-type deubiquitinase activity. Gene Ontology annotation, biological process: protein deubiquitination.
CGGAUGUCACAGCUCCGGGGGCGGAGCUAACGUAUUCCCCGGACCCUCCUUCCGAGACUCCGCUUCUGGUUUUUAUAGGAUUUGGUUAGCUUCCGCAAGUGCCGUAAACUAGCAGUUCGGGGGAACAAGAGACGGCAAACGCGUCUGCUUCAGCUGCCACGCCGUUAGGGACGAACUGUUCCGAAGAAUCUUCGGAUUCUCGGGAAAACUAAAAACAACAACAACAACCACCCCACACAAUCUGACGCGUCACUAGCGUAAAUCAGUGAGAGGGUUCCCGCUCUUUCGUGUUACGUAGAUGACGCCGAGAAGAAAAGGAACCGUCCAAGAAAACUCUCGGGAGCCCCCUUGCGCAGGGCUAUAACACCGCAUUGCCUGUUUCUGAUGAAGAUCUAAGUUAUAAGUAAAUUCCUGAAGAACAGUUGAAGUUCCUAUUGACUGCAAUGGGGAUGUUCCAGCCUCUGAUCGUUGAGUUGCGGGAAUAUUUAAAUAUGAAUCGAGCCCACCCCGUCCCGCCUCAGCUGCAUCCUGCAGUUCACAAUCAGAGCUCCCAAGCAUAGUUGAUCUCUGCCGAAAUGGAGCAUUGCAGGCGUGCUGACCAGCUGAUUGGCACUGACUGCAACACCCACGGGGACCUGCUUCAGGGAUCUUACUUUGCAAUCUGCUCAAGUUCAAGUUAAAGCAGUGGAGCUUUAUGUGAGACAUGGAUAGAUGCAAACAUGUUGGGCGGCUACGACUUGCCCAGGACCAUUCUAUUCUGAACCCCCAGAAGUGGCACUGCAUGGACUGCAACACCACGGAAUCUGUUUGGGCCUGCCUGAAAUGCUCCCAUGUGGCUUGUGGAAGAUAUAUUGAGGACCAUGCACUUAAGCAUUUCGAAGAGACCAGGCAUCCUUUGGCCAUGGAAGUUAACGACCUGUACGUGUUUUGUUACCUUUGCGAAGACUAUGUGUUGAACGAUAAUCCCGAGGGUGACCUGAAAUUGCUUAGAAGUUCUCUAUCUGCAAUUAAAAGCCAGAAGCAUGAUCCGUCUGCUAAAAGUGGUAGGACGCUACGGUCAAUGGCUUUGGGGGAGGAUGUUUGCAGUCAUCAGAGGGCCCCUCAGGGAAAGCCUCAGAUGCUUACAGCUCUCUGGUACAGACGGCAGUCAUUGCUAGCAAAAGCACUACGGACCUGGUUUGAUAAGAGUUCUAGAGGCCAGCGCAAACUAGAACAAAAGAAACAAUUGGAAGAGCUGGAGAGGAAGAAGGAAGUGGCCAGGCAGAGGCGUCAAGAAAUGAAGCGGAGAUUGCUGGAGGAAUUGGCAAACACGCCUCCAAGAAAAAGUGCCCGGCUUUUGUCGCACAUCCGCAGAGAGAAUCUCAUUCCUCGGAAAUUCAGAGAUAUGGAAGCAAGUUCCCCUACCUCAAGACGAGUGCAGAAUAGCAAAUUCAAACAAUUCUAUUCCAUCCGGCGUAAGCCUCAAAUGACUCCUGGUGUGACUGGACUAAAGAAUCUAGGCAACACAUGCUAUAUGAACUCAAUCCUUCAAGUUUUAAGUCACCUCCAAAAGUUUAGAGAAUGUUUCUUGACGCUGGAUCUUUGUGAAACUGAAGAACUCUUAGCUAAGACCGUGAAUGGAAAGUCUAGAAUGUCUGGAAAGCUGGUCAAUGGGCCUGCUCCAACCGAUUCAGGGAGGAAUGAUCAACUGGGUUCAUAUGGCAGGCAGAGCCUGCCAGCUGGCUUAAAUGGCGGGUCCUCAAUAAGCAAAAGUUUAGAACUUACACAGCCCAAGGAGCCAAGUUCAAAGCACAUCUCUCUCUGUCACGAACUGCACACGCUCUUCAGAGUCAUGUGGUCUGGGAAGUGGGCCUCGGUCUCUCCUUUUGCCAUGCUGCACUCUGUGUGGAGUUUGAUUCCAGCGUUUCGAGGUUAUGACCAGCAAGAUGCUCAGGAAUUUCUUUGUGAAUUGUUGGACAAAGUGCAGCAGGAGUUGGAAUCUGAAGGAACAAAACGCAGGAUCCUCAUCCCUUUUUCACAGAGGAAGCUCACCAAGCAGGUCCUGAAGGUGGUGAACACCAUCUUUCAUGGGCAGCUGCUCAGUCAGGUCACCUGUAUAACCUGUAACUAUAAAUCUAAUACUGUGGAACCUUUCUGGGAUCUUUCCCUGGAAUUUCCUGAGCGGUAUCACUCCAUCAACAAAGGGAUUGUGCCUGUUAAUCAGACGGAGUGCAUGCUGACUGAAAUGUUGGCCAAAUUCACAGAAACAGAAGCUUUGGAAGGAAGGAUUUAUGCAUGUGACCAGUGCAACAGCAAACGGCGGAAAUCUUCUCCCAAACCUCUUAUUCUAAGUGAAGCUAAAAAGCAGUUAAUGAUCUACAGACUACCUCAGGUCCUCCGGCUGCACCUUAAACGAUUCAGGUGGUCUGGGCGUAAUCACCGUGAGAAGAUUGGGGUCCAUGUCCUCUUUGACCAGGUAUUAAACAUGGAACCUUACUGCUGCAGGGACACUCUUUCUUCUCUUGACAAAGAGACCUUUGUCUAUGACCUCUCGGCUGUGGUGAUGCAUCACGGGAAAGGGUUUGGCUCAGGACAUUACACGGCAUAUUGCUACAACACAGAGGGAGGGUUUUGGGUCCACUGCAAUGACUCCAAACUGAAUGUAUGUAGUGUGGAGGAGGUAUGCAAAACCCAGGCCUACAUUCUUUUUUAUACUCAAAGAACCGUGCAGGGCAAAGCAAGUAUCUCAGAAACACAACUUCAAGCUCAGGUGCCGUCCAAACACAAUGAUAAAGAUAGAAGACUGACACUCCCCUGAAAGGAAGCAUCAACUGGCUUAUUUUUAUUUUAUUUUUUUAAAAGCCUUUUGGAGUUCACUCAUCUUGGCGGGAACAAAUACUGCUGCAGGAAUUAUUUGGAUCCACAGUCUGGAAAAGUGGGCCUCCUACUAUGUGCAACUGUUCUAUGAGAUUGUAGCAGAACAUCUAUUUUUUUUAAGGACAGAUGUAUUUGUAAAACCCUUCGUCCUCUAAACAAAACAAAGAGUAACAGCCUCCAAUGUCUAGGACUAUUUAUCUUCUUUCAAAGAGAAAUCAUUAUGGCAAGGAAAAGUAGGUGCAUUCAAAUUUCUGUGUACAACCAGGAUAUAAAGCCAUCAAACUGACCAUAAAUAUAAUUCCUCCAGAAAAAGAAUGAAUCAACACAGCUGACUUAAUCCUUGAUCUCUUGAUGUGGUGAACUGUUGUUGCACCUCUUGGUGUAAAUAACGUAGCCAGUUAUUUAUAUAUUAUACAGUGUAUAAUAUAGUCACCAUCCAUCUUUCUAACCCAGCGUAAUUUGGGUAGAUGGUGUUGUACUAUACUAAAACACAUGCUAAGAUCUUUUACACUAGGAAAAUGUGUUCAUCAACCCUUGUUUAUUAUUUUUGUAAUGGGCAUUUCAUCUUUUGUCCCCUGAAGUCAUUCCAGUUUCUUGGAAUGAACAAAAGCUGAAAUUAUACAGAACGCUGAAUAUGUCACAUAUUUUGAGUAUGUACUAAAAAUUAGAGAAACUAUUUUUCUUCCCCUCUAUUUUCCGCAUCUUCUAAUAAGACAAAAACUUAGACUGAAUUUACAGUCUACAUUUUCCUCUGUAAUGAUUGCAGUUGUUCUGGGUUGGCCUUGGCUUUUGGGGCUUUACUUAUGUAUUGGCUAUAACAUGAUGGUCACCAUAUGAAUUGGUCACGUGACUCCACCCAGUUUCACAGUUGAGGAUUAGAUUUCCUGUCCUAAUUGCUCAUUUUCUUUUUCUUCUGCUGCUAUUGGAACAUAUCAACUCUUGCCCUAAGUGCAUAGCAACUUUUCAGAUGCAAAGAAGAACGGAGAGGGAAGUAGCAGCCAUCAUACAGAUAAAGCAAGAAGAGGCUUUAUCCUCUUUAUCCUAAUAGUGUCCUGAAUUUUGUCAACAUCCUCCCUUUCGUAGCAUUUUUUGGGGGCAAUAGGAAGGGUAUCCAUCCUCAUUCUCUUCUCUAACCCCCAGAAAACUAGCUCCAAACUGUGAGUGUUUGUCAUCACAGUAUGCUUAGUCACAUGCACAUGAAGAAGAUGUAACAAUUCAUUAGUAUGCUACCCUAUGUUGAAUUACCAUUAAGAGCUCUUGCUGACCUUAAUUAUUACCACUGUUUCAUCUCUGUAGAAAGGACAGGACUCUGUGUGGCUAAACAAACAACUUGUUGCUUUGGAACUUGGAAAUAUUGAUACCAUAGCAUAAAAAUCCCACAAUUGUGUAUUAACAAAGAUAAAGAUAACUUUCCUUGGGUUUGUAACUAGGCUUUCGGGGCUCUUUUUUGCCACCAGUUGUAUCAAGAAAUCAUACCCCAACUGCUCAUAAGAAAUAGGCCAGUUAAAUUGUGACAGAAAUCAGUGCAGCAUCAUUGUAAAUCAGGUGAAGUUUGACUCUGAUAUGGAUGCUGAGCUUCACAAAAUUUGAGAAAUCUAAUCCUGCAAUUGUAAUGAUCAAAUAUCAGUGUUUAUCUGCUACAGGGUUCCUCUGUUAGAGCAGAACACAUGCAUUUCAGUAAACAAUUCUGGAGAAGAGCACAGGUCUUUUCAAAAUUCCUGAAGAUAGUCUUGCCACAGGAGCUUCUGCUCAGUAUAGGAUUCAGCUUUCAAUGUAAAUUAGAAAUUUCUGGGGGAAAUGGAUCUAAAAAAGAUGGACAGGUGUCUGGUGUGCACAAGUUUUUCUCAAGUGCUUUCUUGCUUUCUGUGGCUACUGUGAACCCAUCUUUCCAAGUCCAUUGAUAGCCUCCUGAUAUUAGUAAAUGGCAAGUUUACUAAAAUGACAAAAAUCUAAGCAUUUACCCCUUCUUGCAUUGGAAGUAGGGAGAAAGUAGCAGGGGUUUGUUACACACAGCCAUGAUUUGGGACUGUGCAGCACACACUGAUUCCAGUAGACACUCGUCUGCUGUUUGGACUGGUAGUAAAAAGUUCAGGUGUACUGGAUCAGCAUGUCUGAUACUCCAGAAAGUUCUAUCGGCAAGCAUCCUUGGUAAGAAAUUCAGUUAAUGAAGCUCAGCUCGUACUCGUUGUAUUGAAAGCAGACACAACAGUGUUUUUAAAUAUAGAAAGCUGAAUCCCUACAAAUCAUGAUGCAGCACUGCAGUACCAGAUGGGGCUGCAUUGCUAUUCUGGCUUCCAAAGACUGCAUCGCUGCCAUUUACCACGAGGAGGCAGCAAAACAACAGGGCAUGGCAACAGGGCUCCUGUGCACAGUGCUGAGCUCCCCACUGCCUUGCCGCUUCCCCUCCCAGUACGUGACAGCACUGCUGUAUUUGGGAGCCAGGAAAGCAAUGCAACCCCACCUGCAACACCCACUACUGAAUGCAGCUCUGAAACCAGAUUUCUCAGUAGUAUGGCUGCCAACUGACCGCAGCCUAACUGAUCAUUAGUAGCAACUUGAUGUGCAGACAAUAGAUGUGGAGCUUUUCACAGCAUGAAGAUAAACACUAUCACCUACUGUUGCCUCCACAUCAAGCUGCUGUUAAAGGUAUAGCUAGAGUUUGAUGGCGGAGCUGGCAAGCCUACUGUUAAUACUCAUCUUUUGACUGGGUAUUUCAAACAUCUUUUAAGUUUUUGAGUAGGUGCAGCUGAUGCCUAAAUUAGAUGCAUAGUGUAGUUGGGAGGGUCGUAUGGGUACCAUGAAUGCUUUGUGUUUCCUAAGCAGAUUUGGACAGUACUUGCCCCUCAUGUGAUUAAUGGGGUGGCACGAGAUGUGGAAAUGAGUGCAAUUGAAAGUUACCUGGAUAGGGAAAGAAGGAACUGUGCUUUUGAAUUGUGCUUGCUGUUUCCAACACUGUGAGGUUUCUGUAAUAAUUAGCUUUUAUUUGGAAGCGAUAGCGUAUAGCAUUUUUUAUGCUGUUUCUUUUAUAUCUGUCCACUGCUAGCAGUGCUCUUGCUAAGCUGUACACUGUUUUAAAGUGUCCUGGUUGACAGAAAAUGUGAUAACAAUUGGCAUUCUUAAUAGUUCCAUAUCUUACCAUUACAAAGAAGCCUAACAGAAUAACCAAUCAGUUAACCUUCCCGUGUUAAUUUUCCUAGCAUUCAGCUCCUUUGUUGCAUAUGUGUUAAACCCUGAAAAACGUUUAGCACUGAAAGGUGCUUCGCUUCUCCCAAGAGCCACCGUGUACUUGUAGGAGAUGACCAAAAGCACAUCCACAUUUGCUAACCCAUGGAAAUCAUUCAAUUUACUUUAACAUUUAUGUUCCUAAACAUGCCUGUUAGGAAGCAAGCCCAUUUAACUCAGUGAGCAGUGAGACUUAUUUCUGAGUAAACAUGUUUAGGAUCCGGCUAUAAGAGUAUACAUACACGAAUAAGUUGGGUAUAACAAGUGUUCCCGUUAUCAACAGAGCAAAACUAGUUGUGUGUCGAUAGCUAAAACUAGCUACAAAAAAUUUAAGAAUAACGGAGCAAUUCAGUACAUCAAGUUUUGAAAAUGAGUCUUUAUUAGGCUAGCUAAGGGUUUUAUUAGCUUGAUGUAAGAUUUCUGGGUCUUAGAAGUCUGUGGAAGUGCAAGCAGGAAGUGAUCUGAACUAAAAGGCUUUGAAAUAGGAACUAAUGGUCUUCAUCAAAUUUGGACCACUUGAAUUACUGCCCACUUCCUCUCACUGAAGGCAGAUUUAGACAUUGCCCUUGACAAAAAUGGCGUCCCCAGGUCAAAUAUUCCCCCUAUCACUACAUUUCGGCACACAACCUAAGGUGUGACAGCACAGUUUCCUUGGCCCAGCAAUGGGGGGACGGGGACGUACAAUGAUGUCAUGAGGAUGGGUGUGCCUAAAUGUUACUGAGGGGUAUGGGAAAAUACUCCACAAGGGAUUGCUAUUUUCAGUGACAGGUCCAUAUUAAGUAUAACAAUGGGUUCCCCCUUGUAUCUCUGCAACCCCAAAAUAAAGGCAGAGGACAGAGGCCGAUUUAUUCACUUGUUCCUUCAUAUUUUAAAUAUAAAAUUUCAACCAACUAACUUGUUCUUUAAAUUUGUGCAGAAAGGGGGAAAUAUUAAUGGAAUCCUUUUAUAUCAGAAGUUUCCUACAGGCACUGGGGAAAUAGUCCUAACUUUACAAAGCAAACAAGUUGAUUUGAAGAGUAUCCUAGCAAACGACUCACUGUUAUACUGCAAAGUUGAACUGUGCAGAUGCUUAUUUUUCUUUGCUUUUGAACUAUAGAGGUGAUAUCCAGUGGCAAGUCAUCCUUGGAGCAGUGGGUCUUCUCCAGGUAUGACAAGCAUUAGAUAUUGCCCUAGGUGUGUGCAUGCACUUCAGGGAAACUAUAACACGCCUAUCAGUUAAACCUUACAAAAAAAAUUGGUGUUAAAUGUGUCCUAUGGACUCACAAGGAGAACUUUAAAAACAUACAUGUUGUCUCUUUCUGAUUGUAAAGAUCCAUUUUACUAAUAUGCUUUGUGUGCCAGGUAUGUGUGAUAGGAGAAAAUGAGUUUUGAAUGUCAGCAAAUUAUCCCCAACACAAACUGCAGCCACAUUUAAACAGUAUUGCUGACUGAAAAUUUGUAUGAAUGGGGUGAAAGUUGUGGGAUUAGUUUUGCCUACCGAUAAAGCUUUGUGAACAAUUUUUUUAAGAUAAAAAAUUGGUGCCUUGUAUCUAAUUACAUUUUGCAUGGGACACAAGUUUAAUUUUCUCCCCCCCCCCAAAUUUGUGUCUUUACAAUACUUUAGUAGUAUUGGCUUUUUUACAUUUCAUAUCUGUAUGUGAAUGGGAAAAAUGGUUCCUACCAGCAACUUGAUGUAUUUUACUGUAUGUGUCUAAAGACUGUAUUUCUAAUAAUGCAAAUGAUUUGCUCAAAAGUAGAUCAUAAUUUUGGUUUUUGUGUUAAAUCUUUGUCAGUAAAAAGUUUUUUCAAAUUAGGAUUAUUCCUCUUGAAGCAAGUACGUCAUAAUUUUGGUGUGAAAGGUUAAGAAUGCCUGGAGCAAUCUGUUGACAAAGCAGUUUGGAAAAGGCUAUGAAAUUGCUGACUGGUGCCUUGCAAAGACAUCCGUUCUCUUCUACCAUGGUACUGCUUCUUUCCAUUUCCAGUUCCUGGGAGGACAAACAGUCCUAUCUUUAUACAGAUAGUAUAUGAUACGUAUGAGUGCUUGAAGCUAAACAUCUAUAUGUAAAGGUGCUUAAUAGAAUCCAGUGAACAUUGUUUCAUGAUAUCAUGCCUAGCAUCUAGUUUAACUAGCAAUAUCCGUUAUCCUUAAAUACAGCACCUCAAGUAAGAUAAAGGCAUAUGGUCACUGCUGCAUUGUCAAGCACAUCUUCAAUCAGCCUAAGUCUGACAGACUUACAGUGCAGAAUGCACUGGAACUAUUUAGGUGUAAGCAUAAGUGUGGCCUCCAAAUUCAGUUCAGGUCAUGUGGAUGUCAGAAAAAGAGAAAUGCUAAACAUAGCAAUGAUGAUACUGUACAUUGGAUUGCAGAAAAAUUAUGCUUUCUUUUCAUAGAAAAUAUUGGCCGUAUACAAGUAGCAUCAACUGAAUUUAAAAUCAAGCUAGGAUUGCCAUGUUUUAAGUGCACUGAUAAAGAGUGGAAGUAGCCUCACCUUCCCAUUUCACACACACACACACCUUGUAUCCAUCCUCCCACUGCCUAUAUAGUUAGGUGUCCUGUUCGCUACUGCACAAAACAGGUGUGAAAGCCUCAGCUUUCAAUGUACAAUUCUCAUCUUUACGGUUGCAACCAAGCACCUUUGUGUGUCUUUCAGCUUCUAUUUUCUUUUGACUUCAUUCAAUCCAAAAUAACUAAUACUCCAAACAGUGUCAAUGAAACAAGACUUAGGAAAAAAUUAAUGCUUAGAACUAGAGCUUGCAAGCUGUUCAAUAUUCAAGGAAAGCACCAUCUUGUAAUCAAACUUGCAAAACUUGAAAAGGCUUUUAGAUCCCAUUGACAGUUUCUGAUAUCAUAGAUGUGUGAUGUAAUGUAUGGUGUAUCAUGUCCACUGGGGGGAAGGGACUUGACAACCUUGGCAGCAGAGGGCAUGUGAGCUGGAGAUCAGCACUGUGCAGGCACACAGCACUGAGCUAGCAGCCUCCACCACCCACUGGUAAGGGCAUCUGGUCCCAUUCCCCAUCAGUCAGUACUGUCAGCCUCUUAUUUAACCACCAGUGGCAGAGAUGGUCUUUACCAGAAGCAUGUAUAGGCCUCAUGGUUGACUACAGCAUAUUUGGCAAAGAAAUUUUAUGUUACCGAAUUGCAUAAUUUUAGGCGUUUUUGCUUGGUCCAGCUUUCAAAGGCAAAAGUAGAUUACUAUAACUAAAUCUUGAAUUAAAAGAAACUCUGCUAUGCUUAAGUUCACUUAUAACAAAUGCAGUGCACAGUGGGCACUGGUUGCACCUCAAAAUGUAAACCGAAUCACAUGUACACAGAAACAAGUUCCACUGAAGAUGAGUGUGUAAGUCUAGCCAGAAAACGAGAACAAAUUUCUGCCACUACUUUUAAAAAUGGUCACCACAAAAUGUUUUUAAAACAAGUGUUCUGAAAAUUCUUGAUUAGAUUUCAGAAUUUUAACAUGCACAAAAUCAGAUCUCCUUACAGUAGUAUAAUCUCUAUUUCACAAAAGUUCUUUACAUAGGUACUUAAAUUUGCCACAGCUCCCCAAAGCUAUACACUUCUGAUUACAUUAUUUUAGCA